GAGUAUAAAAAUGAAUAUAUCGACACAUUACGUCGCAAAUCGGGACGGAUUGCUGGACGUGAAAAAGAUCUCCUUAAGCUUAGUCGAAAUGUGCCACAGUUUUCGAUCAGCGCUAGCAACGAGCAGCUGUGGUAUUCCGCUGUGCUGUGUACUUCUACUGACCAUAUCCUUCACCGUACCAGCAAUCGCCCAGCACAACCAGGCCGAUGAGACGUGUGAAACGCUUCCAUCGGAGAUUCAUCUCAUAAAAGAGGAAUAUGACGAGCUGGGGCGACUCUAUCGUACUUGUAACGGAGACGUUACGGUUAACAAAUGUGAAGGAAAGUGCAACAGCCAGGUCCAGCCGUCGGUGAUCACGGCGACGGGCUUUUUGAAAGAGUGCUACUGCUGCCGGGAAUCGUUUUUGCGCGAGCGACAACUUCAGCUAACGCACUGUUACGAUCCGGAUGGCGUGCGGAUGACGGAUCACGAGUCUGCCACGAUGGAAAUUCGCCUAAAGGAACCGGUCGAUUGCAAAUGUUUCAAGUGUGGUGAAAUGGUUCGCUAAUUGUAAUGCGCAAAGUGCCCGCAAGCCAACAUUCUUAAAGCAUUCCCAGGAAUCUGCCCUUCAGAUCAGCGUUCUAAAGUAAAGCAUACCACCACGAACUGUAACUGGAAGCCAGUAGUAUACAGAGUAAAAUAAAAAUAAAGCAAUGAAAAUGUUACCACUUCGCA
Messenger RNA from Anopheles funestus (African malaria mosquito), 714 nucleotides. RefSeq names its product partner of bursicon (gene Pburs). Lineage: Eukaryota; Metazoa; Arthropoda; Insecta; Diptera; Culicidae. Gene Ontology annotation, cellular component: extracellular region; bursicon neuropeptide hormone complex. The transcript is spliced from 3 exons. The record is from RefSeq and is a predicted model, not a curated record. Gene Ontology annotation, molecular function: neuropeptide hormone activity; G protein-coupled receptor binding. The coding region runs from base 11 to 547 and encodes 178 amino acids. Gene Ontology annotation, biological process: G protein-coupled receptor signaling pathway.